AUGUCAACGGGCAUUAUUUCUCGCCUUCACGAAUGGCCUCGAUAUUGCUUGCCAAAGGCUCGCAAAAUCGCGCUGGAUGUCAUCAAAGCCAAUCCACCGCUGUCGACCCAAGACAUAUUUCGACUGGUCAAUGGUAACACUGCAGCACAACCUUCGUCGUCGCAGGUGACAGCUACGGGUACUAGACCCCCGCACCCUUUCACGAAGUGUCGGGGCGUGAAGCCACCUUGUGCGGGGAGCCAAAUACGCUCUGUCAGGCAAGGCUUCCCUUCGAUUUUCUGUUUCUCGUACUUGAAGAAAAUAGUUCUCCCUAGUUUGGCGAGUGACAAGGAGAUAGAGAAGUUUCAUACUAAAGUCGAAACCAAACAUUCUCGGACCGCCGACGUUUGGCUAUGGAGGGCCAAAGAUCGCAAGAAAUCCGCGCAGCCUCAACAACAAGCUGCCACGGGAAAUAAAGUAGAAGCUCUACCUGCUGAGAUAGCUGACCUCCCACCAGCAGCGGUGGGCGUCGGAGAGGACUGGAGUCACCUGAACAGACGUCGUCAGCGCGCGCGAGAGAGGAAGGUCGAGAGAGAUUUGAAGUGGAUGAGGACUCUGCAGAAUGCCAAAAGAGAGGCAGUACAAGAAUUCCUAGCGGAAAAGGUUCCAUCUGUGUCGUUGGGGAUGCCAUCAUCAAGGUCAUCUAGAUAA
Molecule: messenger RNA, 690 nt
Organism: Pisolithus orientalis
Lineage: Eukaryota; Fungi; Basidiomycota; Agaricomycetes; Boletales; Pisolithaceae
Exons: 2
Coding region: 1-690 (229 amino acids)
Source: RefSeq, a predicted model, not a curated record